AUGACGCUCAAGAACCUACGACUUGGGCUAGCCAUUGGCCAUGGCACAGGCCGGGAGCUGAUUGCGGUCUUCAAGAAGGUCAUCCAAGUGUUAGCAAGCAAGUACUCUCUACAUGUCGAAUUCAUCGAAGCAUCCCGUAUAUACCAUUCGUAUCAUACGCUCACUGUCUCCGGAGAAGAAAAAGACCUGAUCAAACACAUCGCGGACGAAACGACCCAAGAUGCAGAGGACUACCGCAAUUUCUGCGAGACAGCUGCAUCCAAAGGAAUUGCUGCAAUAUUCCGCACGGCAAUCCACGCCCAGUCGCUCUAUCUCGUUCGGGAUCAACUGAAGGCCGUCAAAAUUGAACAUUUCGACCUGGGGGACUCAAAUGCCCUGCUCUUCAUUCGAGAUGAGGCUCAGGGCUUCUACGCUGGUGUCAAUGAGUACCACAACGACAAUCACAGCAUUACACGAACCAGCCCCUUUAGUCGCUCCACCUUUGACCAAAUCCUGGCAUAUUCUCUGGAGAGAGCCACGGAGGAGUGGGGCGUGGAAAAUGUCCCGAAAUCAGUCACGCUUGUUUACAAAUUCCACCUCUUCGACGGGGUCUUCCAAGCCUGGGCACCACAUUGGAGGUCCCGCUUCGGCAUUGAUGUCGACUUCAUCCAGCCAGACACCAUGAAUCGGAAUCUCAUGGCGUGGGGCGUUCGCGGCCGCCGCAUCAUCAUUGCUGGCAACGAAUACGCCGACAUCAUCCAGCCUGUUUUCUUGAAAUGGUUCGGCAACUCCACCAUUGAAACCAUGUACGCGGAGAACGUGUACUUGAGCCCCAACCUGCAUCGCCUCAGCGAGUACCAGACGGUGCAUGGGUCUGCGGAUGCAAUCGCCGGCCAAGGCCUAGUCAAUCCGUUCGCUACCAUCCGCGCCGCGGCUGCCAUUCUCGAACGGCGCGGAGGAUGCCCUGGUGUUGGAUUCCAACGUCGCACGGAAAAGGCUAUCGAAAGUCUUGUCAUGAGAAAGCUUACCACUCCUGACCAGGGCGGCUCGUGCAGCACGGAUGCGGUAGUCGGGCAUUUUCUGCACGCCAUUGCUGAUCCUCCGGCUCCUGAGACCACUGUUGUCCGUGCCAAUACAGCCUCAGGGCUACCCAAUGCCUGGAUAGGUAAGAAGUCCGCCGUGAUAAUAGUGGACUACCAGAACGACUUCAUCUCAAGCACACCCAGCCCUUCCGUGUCAGAAUUGUCUAACACGAUUCCACGACUCGUACAAUGUGCCCGCAAUGAGGGAAGCGAAGUUAUCUUUGUGCGCUUCCUAGGAGACGCCCGCUUCCAAGGUCCCAGCAUGAAGCACCGGAAUGCAUUGCUAGGAAAAUCGGAGAAAUGCGUUGAGGGCACCUGGGGAGCGGAGCUUGGAUCAGGCGUCACCCCUGAGGCUGACGAGCGGGUCUUUGAUAAGAAGGCCUUGUUCGAUCCUUUCCUGGUUCCAGAGUUCUCGGAGUACAUAACCAAGCAGGGGAUUGAGCAUCUGGUGCUGGCGGGGUUGUACAGUGAUGUGUGUGUUGAUUCCACGGCCCGGACGGCCUUUCAAAAGGGGCUGUGGGUUACUGUUGUUGAGGACUGCACCGCUGCUUUGCAUGCAGACCAAAGUGAACAUUUGAGGUUCAUGGAGAAGAUGUAUGGGGCCCGUGUUGGAAAGGUGGCAGCCUUGUUUAGGAUGAAGGCUUAG
Aspergillus thermomutatus is the source of this 1707-nucleotide messenger RNA. RefSeq names its product putative isochorismatase family hydrolase. Bases 1 to 1707 code for a protein of 568 amino acids. The transcript has a single exon. The record is from RefSeq and is a predicted model, not a curated record. NCBI's taxonomy places the organism in Eukaryota, Fungi, Ascomycota, Eurotiomycetes, Eurotiales, Aspergillaceae.